Messenger RNA from Lynx canadensis (Canada lynx), 948 nucleotides. Its product is annotated as olfactory receptor 52A1-like. The coding region runs from base 1 to 948 and encodes 315 amino acids. Gene Ontology annotation, molecular function: G protein-coupled receptor activity; olfactory receptor activity. Lineage: Eukaryota; Metazoa; Chordata; Mammalia; Carnivora; Felidae. The transcript has a single exon. Gene Ontology annotation, biological process: G protein-coupled receptor signaling pathway. The record is from RefSeq and is a predicted model, not a curated record. Gene Ontology annotation, cellular component: membrane.
AUGGCAUCCGUUAAUAUGUCAUAUCUAGACCCCACAACACUGAUGCUAAUUGGGAUCCCCGGACUACAGAACGUGCAAUUUUGGAUUGGGUUUUCCUUCUUUGCAAUAUGCCUGGUGGCUCUUCUGGGAAAUACUAUUUUACUAAUCAUUCCUACAGAACACAGCCUGCAUCAACCCAUGUACGUUUUCCUGGCAGUGCCGGCAGCCACUGACCUAGGGCUCUGUGUAGCCAUUGCUCCCAAGAUGUUGGCCAUCUUCUGGUUUGGCUCAUGCUCCACGGCUUUUGAUGCUUGCUUAGCCCAGCUUUUCUUCAUUCAUGCCUUGCAGGGCAUGGAAUCUGGCAUCCUGCUGGCCAUGGCCUUUGACCGCUCUGUUGCCAUCUGUGAUCCACUGAGGCACGCAUCCAUCCUCACACCAUCCAUCCUGGUCACUAUGGUGCUGGUUGUGGCAAUUCGGGCAAUGGUGCUUGUUGGCAUUUUACCAAUUCUAAUCAAAAGACUACACCUUUUCCAUUCCGUUGUAAUUGCUCACUCCUACUGUGAGCACAUGGCCAUGGUCAAGCUAGCUGCAGAAGACAUCCGAGUCAAUAAAACAUGUGGUCUCCUAGUAGGUUUUACAAUACUGGGAUUUGACAUGAUUUUCAUCUUCAUUUCCUAUAUCCUUAUUUUCCAGGCUGUUUUUCAUCUACACCAAAAGGAGGCACGGCUCAAAGCAUUUAACACAUGCACAGCUCAUAUUUUUGUUUUCCUUGAGUUUUAUAUUCUUGCCUUCUUCUCCUUUUUCAGCCACCGUUUUGGACAUGUUGCUCCUUCUACCCACAUCCUUCUUUCUACCAUCUAUCUCCUUGUGCCACCUGCACUCAACCCUAUUGUCUAUGGUGUAAAAAAUAAGGUAAUUCGUCAGCGUGUGGCACAGAUUUUUCUUCUGAAUCGUCACUCCCAGCAGUAA